CAUAUUUAACACAUCAGAAGCUAGCUAGCAUUAGCUGUUUACAAGCCCAAACUUUUAACUUGAGACGGAAACAUAAAGCAAGCCCUAAACUUAAUCGAAAAUGAAUGUGAUAGAUAAUGUACGGGAAAUGGCUGCCGCUGGCCUUCACUCUAAUGUCCGGAUAUUGAGCAGUUUGUUGCUCACGAUGAGCAAUAACAACCCAGAGCUGUUCUCGCCAGCCCAGAAGUACCAGUUGUUGGUUUACCACGCCGAUGCCAUCUUCCAUGAUAAGGAAUAUCGUAAUGCUGCCUGCAAAUACAGUAUGGCAUUGCAACAGAAGAAGGUGCUCAGCAAAACAUCUAAAGUUCGUACUUCUACUGGUGGAGCUGCAUCUAACCUACAGGCACAGAGUUUGCCUUCCGAAAUUGAGGUAAAGUACAAGAUCGCUGAAUGCUAUACCAUUUUGAAACUGGAUAAAGAUGCUAUUGCAGUGCUCGAUGGGAUCCCGUCCAGACAGAGGACGCCAAAGAUCAAUAUGAUGCUCGCUAACCUGUACAGGAAGGCAGGUCAGGAGCGCUCUGCAGUCACCAGCUACAAGGAGGUCCUCAGGCAGUGUCCCCUCGCGCUGGACGCAAUCAUCGGUCUUCUCUCUUUAUCAGUCAAAGGAGCUGAAGUGGCGUCCAUGACUAUGGAUGUGAUCCAGAGUAUCCCCAACCUGGACUGGCUCUCUGUCUGGAUCAAAGCGUACGCCUUCAUCCACGCAGGAGACAAUCAAAGAGCCAUCAACACUAUUUGCUCUCUGGAGAAGAAGUCUCUGUUGCGGGACAACGUGGACCUCCUGGUGAGCCUGGCUGAUGUGUACUUCAGGGCCGGUGACACCAAGAACGCCAUCCUCAAGUUUGAACAAGCCCAGAUGCUGGACCCAUACCUCAUCAAAGGAAUGGAUGUUUAUGGAUACCUGAUGGCCCGCGAAGGACACUUGGAGGAUGUUGAAGUCCUGGGAGGACGAUUAUUUAACAUUUCAGACCAGCAUGCAGAACCCUGGGUCAUCUCUGGCUGUCACAGCUUUUAUAGCAAGCGUUACUCCAGAGCUCUCUACCUGGGAGCCAAAGCCAUCCAGCUGAACAGCAACAGCGUGCAGGCUCUGCUCCUGAAGGGCGCCGCACUGAGAAACAUGGGCCGUGUUCAGGAAGCCAUCAUCCAUUUCAGGGAGGCCAUGCGCUUAGCUCCCUGCAGACUCGACUGCUAUGAAGGUCUGAUCGACUGUUACCUGGCAUCCAAUGGGAUCCGAGAGGCUAUGGGGAUGGCCAAUAACAUCUAUAAGACUCUGGGGGCCAACGCACAAACUCUCACCAUCCUGGCCACCGUGUGCCUGGAGGACCCGGUGACGCAGGAGAAAGCCAAAACCCUGCUGGACAAAGCUCUGGCCCAGAGACCGGACUACACCAAGGCUGUGGUGAAGAAGGCCGAGCUGCUCAGUCGGGAACAGAAAUAUGAAGAGGGGAUCGCUCUCCUGCGGAACGCCCUGGCCAAUCAGAGCGAUUGUGUCCUGCACAGGAUGCUGGGAGAUUUCCUGGUGGCUGUCAACGAUUACCAAGAAGCCAUGGAUCAGUACAGCAUAGCGCUAAGCCUGGAUCCCAACGACCAGAUCUUAGAAGGAAUGCAGAAGAUGGAGAAGGAGGAGAGUCCCACAGACGCCACGGUGGAGCUGGACGGGGACGACAUGGAGGGCAGCGGGGAGGACGGGGACCUGGAGGGCAGCGACAGUGAAGCGGCGCAGUGGGCCGACCAGGAGCAGUGGUUUGGUAUGCAGUGACCCCGGCCACUAAACGAGACGCAGCCGCUGCUGACACCCUGCAGCCUGUGGGAAGCGUUCGGCUCGUGCAGCGGGACACGCGGCCUCCUUUAUGUCCCAACAUCCUGAAAACCUUAUCAACCACUUCACUGUGGAGCCUCGUCUCAGCGGGAACCUCUCAACCCCAGAGAUUCACUGAUCGCUCAACAUUAGUUUCUGACUUCAGCACUUCUUUGUUCGUGUGAGGCUUCCUGUGUUCCAGGAAACAUCCACAGUGAUGUCUUCUCUGAAGAUCUUCACUUCCACAUGAUGUAAAGCAGAGGAACGCAGGAACCCUCCACACAGAAAGAAGAAUGACUUAAACGAAUGAAUCAUUAUUAAAGUAGUUGAUUACUUUCUGUCGUUGCAGCUCUAUCCUUAAUAAAUGCCUCCCUGUCCCGGGUCCUGCAAAGUACAAUUUAAAGUCCCGUAUGGUCGUUCCUGAGUGUCGGCGUAUUAAUAACACAAAGAGCCGCGUUGGAUCUUUUUGGGGUCGAGUUGUUCAGUUUACUGUAACGUGAGACGCAGACAUCGUGUUGAGGCCAGAAACGUCCGGCGCUUUCCUUCACGUGUUAGACGGCAGAGAUUUUUAAAUUAGCGUUUUUAUUUGAGCCCGACUGAACUUCUAGAUCACGAUGAGAGUCGUGACUUAACGUCUGGCGGACGGGGUGAAACGUGACGAUGUGCUUAACGUGUGUCUCUUCAGUUGAACACCUGACGUGUCGUGUACAUGCUUAUUAUUUUGUGUUGAGUCUGCCUUUGUGUGUCAAAAAUAAUCCAACAAUUGACUCAAGUGUUACUUAUAAAUGUUUAUAGUAUUUUGUACAUAUUUUUAAAGUGUAUAAUAAAAUGAUUAAACACUCUCA
Molecule: messenger RNA, 2679 nt
Organism: Cottoperca gobio
Lineage: Eukaryota; Metazoa; Chordata; Actinopteri; Perciformes; Bovichtidae
Gene: anapc7
Product: anaphase promoting complex subunit 7
Biological process (GO): positive regulation of mitotic metaphase/anaphase transition; cell division; protein ubiquitination
Cellular component (GO): anaphase-promoting complex
Molecular function (GO): protein binding
Source: RefSeq, a predicted model, not a curated record